GUGAGGUGACUGAAUAGAGAAGUGGACUGAGUGUUUUGAGAGCUCUGUUCUGAGAAGUCAUCCCGUGCCACCCAAGAGAACAGUGUCUAUGUCACCAACAGCAGGAUAUGUCGCUUACUGUAAAUGGACUGACCUGAUGAUGCCAACCAGAAGAAGAAGUGGGGUGGGGGCCAGGCGCGUACUAGAUCGUCAAUCCCUGCCUCGCUAAAGUCAGUCUGCCGAAGUCACUGCAGCUGUCGGGAAGAAUGUCUCUAUCUGAUGAGUAUUGUGAGGAAAAAGCGGGCAACAGGGAUGGGGGAGCCUUGGCCCAACAGAGGAAGCUGAUCUUGGGCUUGAUGGUUUGGUGCACCCUGCUGACUUUUGGCCUUGCCACAUCCAUAAUCUACUUCCAGUUCAUUCCUAGAGCAUCACAAGAUCCUGCUAAAAAUGAGUCCCUACAGAACUUCACCUCACCCGUUGGCAACAAAAAAGACACAGAAGAUAAACUAAUAGCAUUUCAACCAAAAUACCUUUCCACAGGGGGCGAUAGAGACUGGGUGGACAUACUCCGCUGGGGCAAUGGAAUUAUUAAAUCUCAAAGUUUCAUCUCUGGAGAUAAACAGCUGAUGGUUCAAAAGGAUGGCCAAUAUUUCCUCUACCUACAGGUCACCCUUGACAGCGGGGAUACAGGACAGAAAUAUGAAGUAACUGUGAUCGGUCACAAUGUGAGCGGUCACAAAGACUCGAUUCAACUUUUAUCGAGACAUAUCAGUAACACAAACCUCUCGACUGGUUUCAUGGGUAAAGGAAUCCCCUUGAAUAAAGGGGCUUUUAUAACUGUAACUUGCAAGCCUAAAGCCUAUAUCAAAAAUGAUGAGAAACACACUUACCUGGGUGUAAUCAAGAUUGGAUAAUCCUGAAUCAGCCCUGUAUCAUGAAAUCGACGGAUGACAAUAUGAAUGUGGACAGUAUGCUGGGAAGCACUUAAAUGCACACUGGAUGGAGUAUAGACGACAUAUUUGUUUUAAGAGAUGUAUUUUUCCCUAAAGAGGCUGUCUGCCUUCAUUGCACUAUAUUUAAGCUUUUUCCCCACUCAGUGGACACUUUGUAUUGCUAUGUAUUUCUACAUGGACACAAUGAAGCAGGAUUUACGAUCCUAACGGAGGAUUGGGAACCUGUGUUUGAUCACUAUGUGAAUAUUUAUUAUUCAAUUGCACACAAGGGAGAACGAAGAGGCUUUCAAACGUAUCAGGUUAUCUCCCUUUAAACAAGUAAAAUAAAAUGAAG
Molecule: messenger RNA, 1266 nt
Organism: Paramisgurnus dabryanus
Lineage: Eukaryota; Metazoa; Chordata; Actinopteri; Cypriniformes; Cobitidae
Source: RefSeq, a predicted model, not a curated record